AUGCAGUCGCUAGGGUGCGACGUUGCGGCGCUGAACACUGUUCAGUUCAGUAAUCACACCGGAUACAAGCAGUGGAAGGGCACAAGAGUAUCGGCGCAGGAGAUCACAGACCUCUUCGAGGGGCUCAAGAUGUCAUACCUCGACAACUUCGACAUGAUGCUGUCGGGCUACAUACCCGGCGCUCCAGCGGUGUACGCCGUCGGCAAGAUCGCGGAGGAGCUCAAGACGAAGGCGAAAUCGCAGCCGGGGAGCUUCUUCUGGGUGCUGGACCCCGUCAUGGGCGACAAUGGCAACUUGUAUGUUGCGCAAGACGUGGUGCCGGCGUAUAAGAGCCUGAUCCAGCAUGCGGACUUGAUAUUACCCAACCAAUUCGAGGCAGAACUGCUGUCAGACGUCAAGAUCACAGAUAUGGACUCCCUAGCGCAAGCUGUGCAGGUCCUCCACGAGCGCUACCAAAUACCACACAUCGUCAUCACGUCUGUUUCCCUAGAACAUCCCGACCACCCGCAGUCCUCUUUAUCUGUCGUCGGAUCGACAAUGACCUCGGACCGCAAGGCGCGCUCCUUCAAGAUCGUAUUCCCAGCUAUAGACGCCUACUUCAGCGGCACGGGAGACAUGUUCGCGGCGCUGAUGGUGGUGCGCAUGCGCGAGGCGGUGCACAAUAGCAGCGAAGCCGGGCUUGAGCAGCAGGAGUCGUGGAUCAGCGAAGAUGGCGUGGCUGCGGUGGACCUGCCGCUUGCGAGAGCGACGGAGAAGGUGCUCGCGAGCAUGCACGAGGUGCUGACGAAGACGUGCGACAGCAUGCGGGCCGAGGUGAAGAAGGGAGAGGCGUCGAUGGUGCAUGGGACGGAAGAGGAGGACGCAAAGGCGUUGCGUCUGAUCAAGUCGAAGGCGGCGGAGUUGAGGCUCGUUAGACACCUGGGCUCUUUGAGGGAGCCGGUGGUGGAGUUUCGUGCGCAAAAGAUGUGA
Phaeoacremonium minimum UCRPA7 is the source of this 969-nucleotide messenger RNA. RefSeq names its product putative pyridoxal kinase protein. The record is from RefSeq and is a predicted model, not a curated record. The transcript has 3 exons. Gene Ontology annotation, biological process: pyridoxal 5'-phosphate salvage. The coding region runs from base 1 to 969 and encodes 322 amino acids. Gene Ontology annotation, cellular component: cytosol. NCBI's taxonomy places the organism in Eukaryota, Fungi, Ascomycota, Sordariomycetes, Togniniales, Togniniaceae. Gene Ontology annotation, molecular function: pyridoxal kinase activity.